Molecule: messenger RNA, 6940 nt
Organism: Lingula anatina
Lineage: Eukaryota; Metazoa; Brachiopoda; Lingulata; Lingulida; Lingulidae
Biological process (GO): insulin receptor signaling pathway
Cellular component (GO): plasma membrane; cytosol
Molecular function (GO): phosphatidylinositol 3-kinase binding; insulin receptor binding
Source: RefSeq, a predicted model, not a curated record
GAUGCAUAUACAUCUAUGUAAAAAAAAAAAGAAGUUGGAAACACCAGACAAAGCCAAGCUAUUUUGCACACACUAAGAUAGAUGAGGGCAUUGCAUAGGCAGCUUAACAUAGACAACUAAAUCAAGAACUAUCCCGGUGUAUGGUGAUUUCAUUAUCUGGAACCAAUUUGCCAAAGUAACAGUUAUAUCACAGGUGGCUCUUGUUAGAAGGCUGCUGUUACUGUUAUUUGUUGUUGCUGCUGCGGAAGUACAAUGUACACUAAGCCCACAAAGAAGGGUUGUUUUUAUCAUCAUGGGAGGUUGACCAAUAUAAGGCUUCUAAAUCAAGGACUCUCUGGAGAAAGAUAGUUUGCAAACUCAAGCCAAUUUGCCAUAAAAAUUGAGUUAUUGUUGGAGCUGAAUCCAGUAAGUAUUCUUUUGUCAUGGCGGGGAGGCAGGUGAACAAUUACGGAAUGGAGAACAUCUAGUAAUACAACUGACUGCGGAUGCUUUUAACUACAGUUUUUAGACUGGAAAACACCUGAGAUGACAUCUGUGAGAUUUUCCGAAUGUAUUUUUACAUUUAUAGGGAGACCAUAGUCUUUAUUGUGACAAGAUAUAUGAGAGCGUUGCCCUUAGCAGUUACAGCAUCGUCCCAGUUGACUGGUUAGCAGACAUAAAUUUUAGCUAUGACAGUAGAUGAAAUUCACUUAAAGUAGAGAUACAGUUCCGAGUCUCUGCAAGAUAUAAUGCAAUAAUGGAAAAGCAAUGAAGGCCCAGUUUGCUUCCUGGAAACAGUAACGAUGUUAUCCAAGUUUGCAUUUUGUUUCACGUAAACUGAUUUAGUUCAAUGAGUUGCAAGUGCUAUUGGAACUCGAUUAACUAGAAAAUGGACUCUGUGUCAGAAACUGUAUAUAAUCCUAUAAAUGCAUAAAUAUUAGUAAUAGCUGGCACUAUAAUGAAUGGGAGACUGGGAGACUACACGGGUAUGAAUUAUGGUGCAAAUUGUUGUGUAAGAAGCAAUUUGUUUUGUAAUAUGUCUGCUGAAAUAAUCCUGUUAAGUGUCGAGAUUGGGUUUCUGAAUUACCGUCUGAAAGACAUACAUUGUACAUGUUCACUUAGUUUACUAUCACGCACACAUCAGGGACGACUUGUUUGUUGAUAUACCAGUAUAAUUUUUUUUUGCCAGUCAAUUAAGCUGGAUGACAGAAACUGAGCUCUUUUCACAGCAAAAAAAGAACUAUAUAAUACAGAUCAAUUUUCUUAGUAUAAAAAGUGAGGCAGUUUUGAAAUUGCAGUUCUGAAAUUUUUUGCUUACAUGAAGAUGAAGGACAAUACAAAUUAAAUUUGCUCUACAUAUCUGUUUUAAUAGGAAUACGUGCAGUUAAUGAAAUUAUUUCCGAAUCAUGUGGAAGGAAGUGCCUUAGAGAACCUGACCUGAUCUUUUUUCUCUAAAGAGCAAGACAGUCUAAGUUGUUUUUUCAAAGCCAGUGGAAUAAAGAACUGCAAAGCCAAAGUGAUGAAGUGCUCAAAAAGAUAAAUAGGACUGGUAACAUGAUAGAGAAAAUAAUUUAUCUAAGUGCUCGUGAAGCUGAGUAUUUAUUUUGGUCUUGGCACAGGGGAUUUUAACUGUUGGCAGUCUUAGUUUCAUCUAUAACCAGGAGAAUGGCUAAAGUGACGAAGAACGCGUGUCUUUUUACGAUUCGGCUGGAAAAGAGGACGCAAUAGAAGGACUAUGUAACAAGAUAUACUAGACAAAUGACUUGUUUAUCUUUUCAUCAAAUGGAAGGAGGAAGUUUUUCACUGUUGUUAACAUUUUACUUUUGUGACUAUUGGUGAAAACGGGAUGUAGCCAAGAUAUUAUAGAUGUUUGCUGAGAUAUUUACUUGUAACUCAUAUCUCUUGUCAAAAAUGGAGAAAGAAAAGAAAAAUUGAUUGAUUUCAGGAAUGAGAAACUUCAGGCGGAUACUUUUAAGCUCUUCACUGGAAUAUAUUUCAUGCAUUCCUCUUUUAAUUAAAAAAGGAGGAAAAUAAGAAAUUGGACGGUUUGACUGGUUUCUUUGUCCCAAAAAUGGGCACAACACUAUAAAUGUUCCUGAGAGGCAUUUGAUAAAAAAAUGAGAGACAGAUGAUUUGAUAUCUUUUGGUACAAUGAAAGGAAAGAAAGAGACAGAAAAUCAGAACGGAACUUAGAGAAACUUUUUCACGAUAGCAUGCUGUUUUCACCAUUGGCAGUCCUAUGUAAGUCCUGCCACAAGCCCAAGCAGUGCAUAACUCCCAUUUCAGCAGGGCAUAAAUCCCAUUUAAUGCCCAAUCAACAGAAGAGCAAAACCAAGCUGUGGAGCCCCCUGGCGGUCAUAAAAGGGGGCAGCACUAGUGCUUUGCCUAACAGAGAGCAUGUUUGGCAAGUGACGGUCAAGCCGCGUGGUCUGGGCAGUAGCAAGAACCUGGUGGGGACGUACAGGUUAUGUCUGACCAGCUCCUCUCUCAGUCUGGUCAAGCUGAACCACGAGAAACCGGAGAUAACAUUUCAGCUGGCAGCGAUACGAAGAUGCGGUCACUCGGACUGUUUCUUCUUCAUGGAGGUGGGGAGGUCGUCAGCAACGGGGGCUGGAGAGCUCUGGAUGCAGGUUGAGGAUACUAUCAUUGCACAGAACAUGCAUGAAGCCAUACUGAGCUCCAUGAAGUCAAUGAGCAGCGGUCAAGAAGCCGGUCAGCAGAUUCGUCCCAGGACGUCCAGCACCCUAUCGGACAAGACGCGUCCGGCCAGUGCUGUCCACCGCAGUCGGGAUGACCACGGCCCACACCGGUCACGCACAAGUAGCGAGGGACACAAGAGAUCCCGCCAUUCUCCAACUGUGAUGAGAAAAGAUCGUAACCUCCUUACCACUCAUGCGGGCAGCCACUCCAGUGUUUCCUCUGGACACUCGCCCAUGACAGGAAGUCCGCUCAGUGCAACCAUACUGAACGAGAGCCUGAACCCCAGCGGGUUUAGAGGGCGCUCUGAUAGCACGGACUCUCGCGGCACAAGUAGCAGUAUCUCUGACGAGUGUGAUGGUCACUCGGGCAUGCGGUCCACAACCCCUGACCAGUCUCAGACCGACUCUCAGUCCGAUUACCUGUCCAUGACGCCCAACACUAUGAUGGGCGCCAGUCCUGUGGGUAGUUUAGACAGUAACAAAAAUCUAGAAUACAUGGAGAUGGAUCUGACGUCCAAGUUCUCCUCUCCUCAUACCCCUCAUCACCAUCACCAUCACCACCAUCAUCACCAUCCACCGGAGGGGCUCACCUUACACGAUAUCAAUGCUUCUUCAUCUAAAGGUGCACCUUCAGAAUCAUCCUAUAUGUCAAUGACACCUACGAGCAGUUUGUCAUCAUCACCGCGGUUUGGGACACCUAGUAUAUUAUCUGAUGACAGUAGUUAUCUGGAUAUGGCACCUCUGGGGCAGGGGUUACCCCCUCUACAGGAGAAAGCAACGCCGGAUGGUUACAUGGACAUGGCGCCAACACAUACCUCUGGGUCGCGCUCCGUUCUACGCCCAGCAAAAAGUUUUCUCCACGAAGCUCCAGAAUUUCCACAGCGAGCUUACUCAGUGGGGAGUCGGCCUGGGAAAAGUCUGAGCACACAAAUACAGCAGCCAUACAUGGAAAUGGUGGCCAGUCAGGGCGCGUUGAACAAUAGCAAAAGCAGCAGUGCCCCCCACCUGGAGAACGAGAACAUAAAUGCUAAUGUUAAAUCGACAAAAGGGCACACUCGAUAUGCCAGUCCUUCUCCAUCUGGAGCAAGAGAAGGAGGCGGAGGGAUGCAGCCCAUGAAGGCUUUCCCUCCGCAACAGACUGAUUUAUUUAUGGAGAUGGAUUUCGCCAGACCUAGAACGGCCAGUGAUAGUUUUAAUUAUCAGCACUGUAGGCCGCGGACGUCCAGCUGGAGUAAAGCUAUGCGUCCACGUUCGGCCAGUCACAGCCAAGGGAGUAAAAUAAAUGGCCGUAAGCUGUUAUCUAGAGAUGCUGCUCCAUCCCAAGAACUCAUUAAGCAAAUUUCCCAAGAUUCUUUGCGACGCUCUUACGACUCCAUUAGCAAAUUGGGCUCCACGCCAGAACAACAUGAGGCGUACAUGGAAAUGAGCCCGCAAUCCUCAUCAAAAAGGUCGCCGGCUACAAAGCCUGUGUCCAUGCGUGUAACGCCGGUUAUUAAGACAACUCUUAUAGCUCCGGAUUACAUGAUGAUGAACCCUGUUAUAAAAGAAUCCAAGACAGAACCGGAUGAGAGCGAAAGUGACAAUAACGAUAGUGUCUCAGACUCAAAAUUAAACGGAAGCCGAUCCUCAUCAUCUUCUUCCUCCAUCACAGAACAAAGGCGACAAAGUUCCCCAGACGUGAUCAGGCAAUCGGCCAAUCAGAGUCCAGGAGCAUCUAAAGUGCAGGCUCCUUUUGACCCUGUGACUUACGUCAAUUUGGAUUAUUCCAAGAAACCAGUGAAAGAACCCGCGGUGCCCCCUGGCGAUGAUUCAUAUUUAAUGCUUUCGCCAGGAACGGAGGACACGUCACAGGCAGCGAUAGACAGUGGGAGUCUAUCGCCACAGAGGGUGGUCAGCCAUAUCAGAGUCUCCUCUUCACCAGCUUCAACCACAGCGAUGCAGGAGGCGGCUGGAAAUCAUGGCAGUGCUGCAGCGUCAACGUCCGUUGUGAAGAAACCUCCUUUGCCAGAUACCCCAAAGAUUCUCAGUAGCCCUGGAGAGAGUGGGACAGUGAAAGCACCCAAGCCGACCACACCCGCACCCUUCCCAACCUCUCCCCCUGUUCCGACCUCCCCAGCUCCCUCUCACCCCCUUUCCACACCCCCUCCUUUCCCCAUGUCACCCCCUUUCUCAGUACCAUCCCCUGCCAGGAUUUCCCCAACUACCCCACCCCAGCCCACCACCCCAACUGCCCCUGUACUUGCCAAGCCCACCCCACCCCUUCCCAUCAGCCCCUCCUCCAAGGGAGAGUCUUCGCCUCAGUCGCCAUCAGCCCAAACACAAGAUUAUGCAAACAUCGAUGUCGGUGUGACGCGGGUUGUGAAGCCAGUACCCACUUUUGGCAGUGUGCAGUCAGUAACCAGUGAUGGUAGCACAUCGCAAGUUGAAAAACCAGCCCUGCCGAGUAAAAAUAAAGUGGGCAGAUCAAAGCAGCAGCGAGCGGAGAAAAGCAAAUCCAUGGGGGAUUGUCAGGAAAGGCCAGAAAGCGUAAAUGUGAACACAGCAAAUUCCAAGAAGUGUCCGCCUCCGCCAGUAUCAGCGUCUGCUUCCAAAGUUUCCAGUAAACCGCCAUCUUUACCUCCGCUGCCGCCAUUGGGCCAGAGACACAGCAUGUCAGACUUUGGUGCUAAUAACAACGGGAUGGGCGAAUCUGGCCCAGGGAAAGUUCCGCCAUCAGCACAAGACGAACCUCAGUUGAACUAUGCCUCAUUAGACUUAGGAUCCUCUGAAGAUAUCGAAUUGACGCAAGCUCCGAAAUCACCACGGAUUAUCACUUCUCGUCACAACAGUGGGGAAGACGGCGAGAAAAAGCCCACCUAUGCUGAGAUUGACUUUGAGAAAUCGGAAAGUUUUAAGCAGGCUCGUCAACAGAGUGGGCGUAAGCCGCCGUUUGACUUAUGAUGUGUGGGAGUUGAAACAUGAUGAAAUAUUUGAUGUAUACUUUUCUUCUCUAAAAAAAUGCAAUGGUGUAUGAUUUCUUUAAUUGAAGCUGUAAAUUUGUAAAUGAGCGAGGAAUGUGUUUGAUGUUCAGUAUGUUUGUAACUUUAUACUGGUAUUGGUACAAUUUAUCACCUUUGUGACUGUGCUGCCAUCUGUUAGAACUGAAGAAAAACUAGGCACAGGUUAUGUACACUUUCAGACUUUCAUUUUCAACCGUGCUGCCAUCUACAAUGUAUUAGAAUUCUUUGCCAAUUGGCCAAUCAAAUAUAAGGUACCCUCUGUAGCCCAUCUGCUAAAUGUUAGCCAAUGUUUUAACUUAUGCUGAUACAUGUAUCCCAUUACAAAACCAGAUGCUGUAUUGCAUACAAUGCACUAAAUCUUAAAGUCACGAUGAAGUCAAGAAUGUGUAAAAGACUUUACACAUAAGGGACAAAAAUGUCCCAUGGGAGUUCUGCUGUUGUAAAUUAUGUAAUAGAUUCAUUGGAAAAAAUUUAAUUCUUUUAGUGUGUCUUUUUCAGCUAAUUUCAGGUGUAACUUUAUAAAUAAGUUGCCAAAACGGGUUUACUGAUUUAAGGGUUCUCAUUGUUGAGAUGUAAUUAGCAAAAUGAAGGCCUUUUUUGAAUUUCUGUUUUCGUUUUCUUAGUUUUUAAGAACUAAGGAGUGUCAGUAUUUUCUGAGGUUUGGUCUGUGAUUUCCAAAUAUAUGAAAAUGCAGAGUAACUUUUUUUUUUUCGUUACAAAAGGGCCUUCUUGAUUUGAGUAUUAACUCCCUCAACUUGAUUGGCCAAAUGGAGUUGUGCCAGUAGAUAAACCCUGUGCCAUUGCUUUUGAUUGGAUGAUCUAUUAUCAUAUGAUUAUCAUGUGACUACCAUGUUGUUACCAUGUGAUUAAAACAACACUGCUUUCUUGGCUGCUGUAUACUAUGGGUCAAUGUUUCUUUUCGUGCUGUGCAUGUACCUUAAAAUUCCAUGGAUUUAAUGUACAUCAUUUAAAAGCAGGUAUCGCACUGUUGAUUGGUGUGACAACGUAGUUCUUGACUCUUCAGUUCUUUCAAAACUACCUUUUUUUCUCAGAGCUUUCAUUGAUUACCUAUUACAUGAUCACUCAGAGAAAUGAUGUUGUUAUGCCGUAAUUGAUGUACAUUUUAUGGCGGGAAAUGACAAAGUGCUGCCCCCUGUUUGUAGAUGAUGAAGUUAUAUAUGGCCUCGUUCAGAACAGGGGCCUAACAGAUCCAAAUAUGGCCAGCCCACUUAAAUGCUGGUUGCGUAAUCCCCACAGGAAAUC